Molecule: messenger RNA, 2138 nt
Organism: Halichondria panicea
Lineage: Eukaryota; Metazoa; Porifera; Demospongiae; Suberitida; Halichondriidae
Product: calmodulin-regulated spectrin-associated protein 1-like
Exons: 9
Coding region: 99-2054 (651 amino acids)
Biological process (GO): negative regulation of microtubule depolymerization; cytoplasmic microtubule organization
Cellular component (GO): microtubule minus-end
Molecular function (GO): calmodulin binding; microtubule minus-end binding
Source: RefSeq, a predicted model, not a curated record
GGUCAUAUCAAGUUUCUAUGGCGAUUUUGGUGCUCUUUAUAUAGAAUUAAUAUGACUCAGAUAAAGCUGGAAGCUAGGCAAGCUGCUGUGAUGCGAGAAUGAAUGGCCUGUGUGUCUCCCUACGCUGGGUUGCCAGCAUGUUGCCAUCAAAUCAUCCUGCUAUCAGCCUAUUGGUGGAUCCACUGACAUCAGAGGGAUGCCUUUGUAGGAGAGUGGUGAAGGCACUCACUCAUCCAGGGAUCUACUGCUCCCUACUGACGAGGAUACUGCCAAAGGAAAGACCAUUAAGUGACUUCUCUGCUCUAGUGCAUAAGCUUGCACGUCAUGGCGUGUUCAUGACAGAGGAGGUUAACAGCUCAUCCCUUGAGCAGACAGCACCAAUCAGACAAGCCAGCCACUUGGCAGUGAUGGAGGGGCUCAUGACACUCUAUACUAGGUCCAUAGCUACCCUACCAGCUAUCGUGAGGACUAUCCGACGUGUGGGUAAACUAGUCGCCUCCAAGGACCUUCCCUGUACUGUCUCAGAGGGUCUAUUACUCUGGCUCAAUAAGAUGCCUCUAGUGAGAACACCAGCCUCUACUCUCACAGACGCUCUGCAUGCUGGCCAGUGCCUGCCUGCUUUACUACUGCACUACACACCCAAGCUCUUCACAGUGUCAGAUUUCCACCUUGGCAAAUCACUCUCGCCUCAACAAGCAUUGGAUAAUCUGACAAAAGCUGUUUCAUUCCUCAACCAUCAUUUGGAUCGACCAGGGUUCCACAUUCUACCAGAGGAACUGCAUCGAUCACCCACAACUCACUUGAGUACUAACACUACUGCCCUUGUGGCACACCUAUACCACUGUCUAGAGAACAAACACUACAGCAGGACAACCCUCCAGUCUACCUCCGAUAUCUCUCUUAGUAGACGUACUGUGUUUAAGGCCCCACUGAGGGGAUCUAUGUCCAGUCAUGACCUCAUCUCGGCUGAUGCUCUCCCCCCACAAGCGGUGACUGUGUUUAAGGCCCCACUGAGGGGAUCUAUGUCCAGUCAUGACCUCAUCUCGGCUGAUGCUCUCCCCCCACAAACAUUCCUACAACCUCGCCUCUCAAUCACACGACUCAAAACUUCAGCACCUCCUUUAGAGGAGCUACGCAGAAGCUUCACAGUGUCUACACAUCAGACUGCCCUUGCUGCUGGCCUCACAGUCAUUGAACCUCCAUUGAAUGAUCAUCCAGAGAGUGGUGAAGAGGAAUCUAGACACAUCCAUCUCUCAAUAUACCCACCUGCCAUGGCCUCUACUCUCUCUACUCCAGAGCCAUCAGAGAAGCUGCAACAAUUGCUAGCAGUGUAUGAGAGAAUCAAAGGGAGAGAUAAUCUUGCUAGAGAGAAUAGAAGGAAACUAAUUUGUUCAGCACUUUUCAAGGAAGAUAGUGGCACAUCACUCGGCAAGUUCCCCUUCUCUCCCAUACAAGGAACCAGCAACCCCAGUCCUGUAGUCGCUCCCGAGGACAACCCAUGGACACAAGGAACUGCAAAGGGUAACGACGAGUUACUGCGGCAACAACGAGAGGCUGAUGUACGUGCUCGACUAUAUGAGCGUGAGCGUGUGCGACGUGUGGCCACUGUGGAGCGGAGACACACUGGUGGGGACAUCAUCACACACACUGGACCUGACCUAUAUAUUGCCCCUCGUGCUAAAUCCAACAAGAAGCUCAUCAAGAAUGCAAUAUCAUAUGUGUGUCUAGCAGGGGAGCCUAAUGUGUCAGCCAAGCAGAGAGCUCUGGCAGAGUUGGAGAGCUGCUCUGCUAGUCAUGUCAUGGUACUCUUCAGAGAUAUCAUUGGAUUCAAGUUCAGAGGUCUCUAUUCCUAUUUACCAGACUCUGACCAGGUGGUCAAGUUGUUUGGGAAUGGUCCAAAGGUCAUCAAGUCAGCCAUGGUGGCUCAUGUCUACAAAUACAACUCUGGUCGUAAGGAGUUCAGAGAAGUGCCCACUAGAGCGUUGUCUGUGUCAGUGGAUGCCCUCACUAUUCAACCAGAGUGCUGGGCCAAGAAGGGACGCAGAUAUAACUGACUGACACUUGUUUGUGUGUUGUCUGUCUCAAUUGCUGUUUGUACAAAAUGUUGACUGCAAAUUUGUGUAAAUUAUUCAUCAUAA